Messenger RNA from Clonostachys byssicola, 1314 nucleotides. The record is from the annotation of a GenBank genome assembly. NCBI's taxonomy places the organism in Eukaryota, Fungi, Ascomycota, Sordariomycetes, Hypocreales, Bionectriaceae.
AUGCAAAGCUUAUCCAUAGUUGCAUCAAACACGGCAGAUGAUCCGACCACCCAACUGCCCCGACAUCCCAGUCAAGCAAGUGCCACAGCAGUCAAUGAAAACUUUCGGGAUAGGUUCCCACAAGCAAUCGGUACAUUUCAGGCAUACCUGCAACAACAUCAACUCUCUGACUACACUUCUCGUGACAUCGGCUGGAUCUCCGGGCUUUACACAGCGCUCACGCUAUUUUUAGGGAUACAAGCCGGGCCUAUCAUCGAUCGCUACAGCCCUAUGAUCCUUGCGCCCAUAGCUACCGUUUUAACUAUUCCCAUAUUUUUCGUGCUCGCCGAAUGUACUGUUUACUGGCAUUUCAUUUUGUGCUUGGGCAUAUUCGGCGGCAUCAGUGGUGCUCUAACUUCAACCAUUGCUUUAUCCAUUGCCGGAAAACUUUUUACUCGAUAUCGCGGUCUGGCCAUUGGACUUGCGCUCAACGGUUCCGCUCUAGGUGGCGUCAUCAUACCAUUCAUGCUAAGAGAGCUGUUCCCAAGUUGGGGUUACAAGUGGACAAUUAGAUUCAUAGGUGCUCUCAUGGCUGGUAUCAUGAUCCCAGGGUGCUUGUGCUACAUACCAUACAUGAAGAUGUACAACAUGCGUGUUCGCAAUCUCGAGGUAAACAUCACAGAAGAGCAGUCUGAUGAGUCUCGUAAGAAAGCCAAUGGGAGCUCUGCUAUCAAUCUCGAUGCCUUCCGGUCACGUUCAUUCGCCGCAAUAGCAGCAGCAUUCUUCUCACUUGAAUUUGCCAUGUUUGGGAUAUCCGGUAACUUACCAACUCUCUCAUUACAGUCUGGAAACCCUGUGGAGACGGGCUACAACCUCAUUGCCAUCAUCAACGGAAGUGGUUGCAUUGGCCGUGUCGUUUCGGGUUUUUUGGGAGAUGAAUACGGGCAUUGCAACGUCCUAUUUCUCGCAAUCAUUCUCACAGGAAUUUGCACGGGGGCUACGCUUGUGCCGUUUGCCACCACGCAGGUGAACGCAUUGUAUGCCUUUGCGACGUUGUGGGGUCUGGGCACUGGCUUCUUCUCAGCCCUCAUCCCAGCUUGUCUCGGGAAGACAUGUGAACACAAAGACUAUGGGCGUUACCUCGGAGCUCUCAACUUCACUGUUAGCUUCGCGUUGCUCAUCGCUGUGCCGAUAGGCGGACAGAUGCUACAGACAUUGGGGGCUCAGGCACUCGCAGGUCUGUAUGUCGGGGUUCUUUGCAUUGCUGCUGCUGUACUCUACACAGCUAGAUCUUUUCUAGCAGGAUCUUGGACGUCGGUUAAAUUGAGGGUUUAA